Molecule: messenger RNA, 771 nt
Organism: Arabis nemorensis
Lineage: Eukaryota; Viridiplantae; Streptophyta; Magnoliopsida; Brassicales; Brassicaceae
Source: the annotation of a GenBank genome assembly
AUGUAUACCUUAGACUCCAAAUAUUCUAUUAUCUCAAUAUUAUCCAUAUUCAGCUUAUUAUUCUUCCUCCAAGGAGCUCAUGGAGACUACGGAGGUUGGCAAGGUGGUCAUGCCACGUUCUACGGCGGCGGUGACGCUUCCGGUACCAUGGGCGGAGCUUGUGGCUAUGGAGAUUUGUAUAGCCAAGGUUACGGGACGAACACGGCGGCUUUAAGUACGGCUUUGUUCAACAACGGACUCACGUGCGGUGCGUGCUAUGAGAUGAAAUGUAACGAUGAUCCGAGAUGGUGUCUCUCGUCUACUAUUACCGUAACAGCCACUAACUUUUGCCCACCAAACUUUGGCUUAUCCAACGAUAAUGGUGGAUGGUGCAAUCCUCCUCUACAACAUUUCGACCUCGCCGAGCCAGCUUUUCUUCAAAUCGCUCAGUAUCGUGCCGGCAUUGUCCCUGUCUCUUUCCGAAGAGUACCGUGUAUGAAGAAAGGAGGAAUACGAUUCACGAUUAACGGACAUUCAUACUUCAACCUAGUUCUGAUCUCGAACGUAGGAGGAGCAGGAGACGUUCACGCGGUCUCGAUCAAAGGCUCAAAGACAGGGUCGUGGCAAGCAAUGUCUAGGAACUGGGGACAAAACUGGCAAAGCAAUUCUUACAUGAACGGCCAAAGCCUCUCGUUCCAAGUCACAACUAGCGACGGUCGGACCCUGGUUAGCAAUGACGUGGCUUCUUCUAAUUGGCAGUUCGGACAAACCUUCCAAGGUGGUCAGUUCUGA